AUGCGAGAAUUUUCAGAGUGGAUACUAAGCGUAAGAGACGGAAAGGCUGGAGGUCCUAAUGAUGGCGAAGCCAUAAUUGAGGUUGCAAAAGAAAUUCUUAUAGAUCCAGAUGUCGAUCGAAUUUCAUCAAUUGUUGAUAGCACUUAUCCAAACCUACAUGACCAUAUUUGGGAAGCUAAAUAUUUCCAAGAAAGAGCAAUUUUGGCGCCAACGAAUGAGAUAGUGGAGAUAGUCAAUGAUCAUGUUCUAUUCACCAUUCACAAACAAGAGAAAGUGUAUUUGAGUUCGGACGCUAUAAGCAAAGAAGAGGGUAACUUUGGAGUACAUGAAAUAUACUCCACUGAAUUCCUCAAUACAAUAAGAUGCUACGGUCUCCCAAAUCAUAGCAUACGAUUAAAGGUUGGUGCGCCAGUUAUGCUUAUAAGAAAUAUUGAUCAAACAUCCGAAUUAUGUAAUGGCACGAGGUUAGUCAUCAAACAUUUAGGCAAUCACGUUAUUGAAGCUACUGUUAUUUCUGGAAGUAAUGUCGGAGAAAAGGUAUUUAUAGCAAGGAUGACACUCACUCCGUCUGACUCGACGAAAUUUCUUAUAAGAUUUCAGAGACGACGUCAGUUUCCUUUAAUGGUUUGUUUUGCUAUGACUAUAAAUAAAAGUCAAGGACAAUCUUUGUCUCAUGUAGGCCUGUAUCUCCCAAGACCUGUUUUCAGCCAUGGUCAAUUUUAUGUUGCCGUGUCC
This is a messenger RNA of Beta vulgaris subsp. vulgaris (sugar beet), 735 nucleotides long. RefSeq lists its product as uncharacterized. The record is from RefSeq and is a predicted model, not a curated record. The transcript has a single exon. The annotation marks the transcript as partial. Lineage: Eukaryota; Viridiplantae; Streptophyta; Magnoliopsida; Caryophyllales; Amaranthaceae.